AUGCCUCGUUUCAAGACCGCGUUUAAUGGAUACUCGGCUCGCUUCAGUCCGUUUGUGGAGAAUCGGCUGGCUGUCGCAACGGCACAGAACUUUGGCAUCAUUGGCAAUGGCCGUUUGCACGUACUCGAGCUCUCCCCAGGAGGCGGGUUGGUGGAGGUGAUGGCGUAUGACACAGCAGACGGGCUGUACGACUGCUGCUGGAGUGAGGCGAAUGAGAAUCUUCUUGUGUCCGCCAGUGGCGAUGGCAGUGUCAAGAUAUGGGACUUGGCUCUCCCUCCUGCCAGCAACCCGAUCCGCAGCUUUGAAGAGCACAUUCGAGAAGUCCAAUCGGUGGACUGGAACGUUGUGCGACGUGACUCUUUCCUUUCAUCAUCCUGGGAUGACACAAUAAAGCUAUGGGCGCUUGAGUCGGGUCAAUCAUUGAGGACGUUCAGGGAGCACACUUACUGCGUCUACUCUGCUGUCUGGAACCCUGCUCACCCCGAUGUCUUUGCAUCAGCAUCUGGCGAUUGCACCCUCCGUAUCUGGGACCUCCGUGAGCCACGAUCCGUGCUCAUCCUCCCAGCCCACGACAUGGAAAUCCUUUCCUGCGAUUGGAACAAGUACGGCGGCGGGUCACUCAUCGCCACAGCUUCGGUCGAUCGAACCAUCUGCAUGUGGGACAUCCGGGCGCCCCGGCCCGGGCCUGGCCACCCCGAGCCUCUGGCUCGGUUGCAAGGGCAUGCGUAUGCGGUUCGGCGCGUGCGGUGCUCGCCGUUCCACGAGCCGUUGCUUGCUUCGGCGUCGUAUGAUAUGACAGUUUGCUCGUGGGAUUUUAGAGCCCCGGAAGAUGCACUACUAGGGAAGUUGGAUCAUCAUACGGAGUUUGCGGUGGGGUUGGAUUGGAGCCCGUUGGUUGAAGGGCUCAUGGUAUCCGGCGAAACGCCGGAAACCCUAGUAUCGGAACCAGCAACAACUGCGGCAAACGCACCAGCACAAGCGUCGUCGGCAGGCCCGGCGGCCUCGGCGGCUCCGGCGGGCCCGGCGGCGCAAGCGGCGCAGGCUACGCAGGCGGCGCAGCAGCUGGCGCGGUGGCGGCAGCAGCAGGGCGCGAGCUGGCAGUCGUUCGCGCUGGAUCUCGCCGUGGGCGGCGCGUUAGGCGGCGUGUCGCACACGAUCGUGGCGCCGAUCGAGCGCGUGAAGCUGCUGCUGCAGACGCAGGACAGCAACGCCGCAAUUCUCGCGGGGCAGCACCGGCGGUACCGCGGGUUCGUGGACGCGGUGACGACGAUUGUAAAGGAGGAAGGCUUCUGGGCGCUGUGGAGGGGGAACGGGACCAGCGUUAUGCGUUACUACCCGUCUCUUGCGCUCAACUUCGCAUUCAAGGACUAUUAUCGCGUUCUCUUCGCCCCGUCUCACCUACUCGCCGAGCCUUCUGCGUCUCGAAUCGCAGCAGGAAACUUUUUGGCAGGCGCAGCAGCAGGAGCGACGAGCCUCCUAGUCACGUACCCCCUAGAUGUGGCACACACGCGUCUAGCCACCGAUAUAGGCACGCGCAGGCAGUUUGCAGGCAUGCGAUCCGUUAUAGUGUCGCUCUGGCGGGCGGAGGGGAUCCGAGGCUUAUAUCGCGGAUUUCCUGCGUCCGUUCAUGGGAUUAUCGUGCAUAGGAGUCUGUACUUUGGCGGGUUCGAUAGCGCCAAGCAGCUGCUUUUGAAGGGCCACGGCGCAGCAACGACCACAGCGAGCAUAGUGUCUUACCCGUUUGACACUGUGCGACACCGCAUGAUGAUGCAAGCUGGGCUGGCAAAGCCGAGGAGAGGCGAAGCGGGGCGAGCAGGGCCGGCAGGGGUAGCAGGAGUGGCAGCGGUUGAAGCCGCAGCAGGAUCAGGAGCAGGAGUGGCAAGGGGAGCAGGAACGGUGUUAAGUGCAGUAGGGUCAGGAGGAGCAGCAGCAGGGAUGGGGUUAGCUGCAGUCAUUGCAGGAGCAGAAGCAACGGGUGGUGUCAAUUCUGUCAAUCCUGUGAAUCCUGCUGCUGUUGCCACCAGCAUGCAUGCUGCACAAACACCGAACCACGUGUAUCGGCAGGAGGGCGUGCUGGGGUUCUAUAAGGGGCUCUUCAGCAAUAUCCUCCGAGGCACUGGGGCGGCAUUCAUCCUCGUCAUGUACGACGAGGUUCGGCAGUUUGUGCACGGGGAUAAGGCGCUCUAG
Messenger RNA from Closterium sp. Yama58-4, 2187 nucleotides. Lineage: Eukaryota; Viridiplantae; Streptophyta; Zygnematophyceae; Desmidiales; Closteriaceae. The record is from the annotation of a GenBank genome assembly.